AUGACCCUCGCCUUCAAUCUCCAGGCGACCAAGAUUGAAUCAAGUCAGUAUUACCACAAAGAUGCCGACAGAGCAGAGAUCUGCGACAGUCACCACCAUUGCACCACAACCAGUGCAUAUCAGCCGAAACAAUUACAUGAGAAAUACCAUGGCCUCAGUUUGCAAAAUCUCGGAUCCUUCAUGAUCUUACCAGUAACUGGGCCAGUCCAGGCAGAAGCAAUGUGCUUUUUCGAAUGCAUUUCGAUAAAGCAUCUGAAUGAAUACCACCCCUGCGAAUCAUGGCGGAAAACUCUAAUAUUCUUCUCGCAAACAGUACCAUCAGUGCGGUAUGCCGCUAUUGCUCUAGCCUUGGUCCACAGAAACUAUUUGGAUCGCGGUUCUAGCGACUGUGCACAUCAAGGCCAAUCCUUGAAAGACUGGCCACCGGAUAAGGCUCCCUUGCUUCACUAUAAUCGGGCCAUUCAGCUUCUUCUAAGCCAGGAUAGUAAUAGUACUCAAUCAACAGCCGUUACCCUUCUGGCUUGCUAUCUCUUCACUUGCUUCGAUCACCUGGCGGGCAACUACGUACAGGCAGUGAAGCACUUGCGCGGAGGUGUGGAGCUAUCACGCAACAUUGACAAGUCUAUACUGUACAACAACAGUGCCAACGAUGCCAAACUCUCAGGGGUCCACACAAUUAUCUGCCAGGUCACAAGACAGAUCCGCCGUCUCGAUAUGCAGGCCGCAACGUUUCUGGUCGACUGGGCUCCAGCCGACAUGGAAGAGACAUUUAUGUCCCAGCUUUCUCCCUUCGACGGCACCAUUUGGUCCCUCGAUCAAGCUGCCGACUACCUCCAGGUCCUCCUCGCUCGAGUAAUGAGACUGCGCAACACGGAGCAAAUGGCCCUGAUUGAUAAGACGUUGCCAUCACAUUCGUCACUUAAGGAUGUUGUUCUCCGACAGUUGGAAAUGUGGUCGGGUCUCUUCGAAAACAUACUCCAACCGAGCAGCUCUUAUGAAAGAGAUUCUGAAACUUACCGGCUCAUCUCACUGCUGCGCUUACAACACACUAUCGCAUGGAUUCUCCUCAGUAGUCACGGGCCUGGCAGGGAAAUGAACUAUGACAACUUCCUGCCCCAGUUCCAGCAAUGCAUUGCCUUGGCAAGCGAUGUAGCAGCGGCGCAUGAGCGGUAUUCAGGGUCGUCAACUCCGACCUUUACACCGGAGAUCGGAAUUGUUCCCGUGCUCUACAUAAUCGGUGUCAAAUGCAGACAUCCCAUUUUCCGACGUGAGGUCUUGAGUAUACUGCGACAGCAACCGAUACGGGAGGCGGUUUGGGAUAGCAUCUCUGCUGCCAGGGUGGUUGAGCGGGUAAUCGAGAUUGAAGAGGGCGGGUUUGGAGAAGGACCGAUGAUACACAGCAUGGAACAAGUUGCUAUGUCGCAGAGGAUCGAGAAUUUGUCUUGGGAACAAGUCGUCAGUGGAAGGUCUGUCACUCGGUUGGAUAUUACGUAUGUGUUCUGCGCGCGGGAGGAGGCGCAUGUCGAGUCUCUCAUGGUGUAA
Penicillium griseofulvum is the source of this 1542-nucleotide messenger RNA. RefSeq lists its product as uncharacterized. Bases 1 to 1542 code for a protein of 513 amino acids. The transcript has a single exon. The record is from RefSeq and is a predicted model, not a curated record. NCBI's taxonomy places the organism in Eukaryota, Fungi, Ascomycota, Eurotiomycetes, Eurotiales, Aspergillaceae.